AUGGCAACAAUUCAAGUUCGUACUACCGUUGGCAUUGUAUGUAUUUGCAUCCUUUUCAACAAUUGCUGGCCUAUUACCGCUAAUAAUUUAGUCUCGAAUCCUUCGUUUGAAGAUAUUCUUAGCAAUCAUUGGACUUUCCAGCAUCGUCAAUCAUUAUGGGAUCUAAAAGCAAUAAAACCCAACGACAAUGACAACAACAAUCAGUCAAUAAGCAUAACAUCAGCACACGCUCAUCAUGGCAAUCGUUCUUUAAUGUUUACAUCAUCGUCAACUUUACAACAGCCAUCACAAGGCUAUACGCCUAUGCUUGUAGCCACGCAAUUUCUAUCUUUUGAUCAAAGUUCUACUGAUGGAAUUCAUAUACUAUAUCACCAUUGGUAUUUAGGCAAAGGUUCAUGUUGGAAAUUAAUGAUCUAUAUUAGAUAUACCGACAACUCUUACCAUCAAGUUCGAUACAGCGGACUGCAAAAUAAAAAAAAUGAAUCCGGCACAGUAACAAAGGAUACUUUUCAGCCAUUUUGUUUGCAUAUUCCCUUAUAUAAAUCAGUGCGACAUAUUAUGAUAUCUAUCAUGUACCAACUUCAUAAUCCCCAGUGUCAAGAAAAUUUAUACAUAGACGACAUCUCGCUAAACAUCAUUAAGAGAAGUAAUGAUAGCCAAAAAAUGGAUUACUGUCAUUUUGAACAAUCUUCCUUUCCUGUCCGUCGACAUACAUGGAAAAGAUUUCAGAUAUCCGAAUUUACUUUGCACAAAAAGACUAGCGGCAAGGAUCCAUUUAUUACAAUUGCAACUCAAAUGACAAUCGACCGGCUACCUACCUUAGAAAGAUUGGUACAACGUUGGCAAGGCCCAAUAUCUGUUGUCCUGUUCGUCCUCAAUGACAUAAGUGGGGUUACUGUUCAAGAUCAUCUACAACAAGUACUUGGAAAGUAUCAUCAAGUUGACGAUUUUCGAAAAUUUAUUGAUUUACACAUUGUAUUUGAAGAUGCAUUAAACGGAAAAGAUAGCGCACUCUAUCCUGUGAACUUCUUAAGAAAUUUAGCUAUCAAAUUUAGUAAAACGUCACAUGUCUAUCUUCUCGAUAUUGAUAUAAUCCCUUCCGUUUCACACGAACAAGCGGUUGCUGCUAUAAUGAAAGCCAGUCAUGAUAUUAAUAACAGAGAGCAUAAUAUCAAAGUUUGUCAAAAAUGCGCUUUUAUUACUCCAUUGUUCAAGCUGAAAACGGAUGCAGUAGAUAAUGACAUUCCUAGAGAAAAAAAUGUCCUGCUUGAACAGAUUCGCAAGGAUAAUCCUCCUAUUGAACCAUUUCAUGCUGUCUCUCAUGCAAUGACUCAAUUUGGUAUUUGGUUCAGUAGUUCAUCUGCAUUUAAAUCUAACUAUAUAGAAAAUAACGAGCCAUACUUCAUCAUUAACAGAAAGUUAUCCCCUAAUAUUAAUAACAUAUUCUCUGGUUAUGGUCGUGAUAAAUGUGCCUAUGCUCAUGAGGUCCAUGCAACUGGAUUCGAAUUCGUUGUUCUACCCCAUGUAUUUGCUGUGGACACACCAAGUACUGGAAACUCUGAGAUAUUAAGCAGGUCAGCAACUCAUGGUGAAUUUUUACCUAUCGAUGUAUUCUUAAAUUCGAUAUUUCACACCAAAGAAGUAAAGGAAGUCUACCACUCGAAACGGAAUACAAAACAAACUAAGAAUGAUAUUGAAGUAAAAAAUGACAAUAACGGUAAAACUGUCGACCAAACAAUAAAGAAAACAUCAAAAAGUAAGAAAAUGGUGAAAAAAGAUAUGAGUGGAUUCGGAUGUAAUGAUGCUCUUAUUAUUGAAACCGAAAGUACAGCGUAUUCCAGUCGCCCGCAAUAUGUUAUCGUGGAAAAGAUGGCUGCAUUAUACGGUACAAUGGUAUUAAUAGAAUUCUACUCUGGUGGUUUGAAUUUAUCUUUCGAAUACAAAUGGUACUUGUUCUUUCAUAAGUUUCCUUUAUUUAAUAUCAUGUCACAUCUGGAUGCCAACAUAAUCCUGAAGUCAGAUAAUAGUCACCAAGAUAAAUUACGAUCAAUAAAUUCAAUAACAACGGAAAGAUACGGAAAAAAUAUAACCAGCCUCCUUCAACAGGUCAGAAGUGAAAGGAGCGAUCCAAUGUUGUUUUGGAUUCCUACGCGCGAUCAAUCGCAACAUAAUAUCAAGACCAUGUUAUCAGCUUGUCUAACCUAUGCCAAGAAAAAGGACAUUAUAAUCAUUGAAGAUGGGCGCCAGGAGUCUUUAGGUGAAUACAAAGAUAGUAUGUGCCAAUAUAAAAAGAAAUGGCGAAUCAAGAUAGAAGAAACCGUUACAAUCAUCAAAUCACCGAAAGUAACUGGACGAUCUCCUGUAAAGUUUCCCCCGUUUCCUACAACUACUCAAAGUAAUAAGCCUCCAAAUUGCAACGAUAGAAGAUAUCAAAGGUGUUUCACCUGUUUAAAGAAUAGAACUGAUUUUAGCAUACAGCCAAUAGAAGAAAAGCCUUCACAAUUUGGCCAAAAAGUUUAUGAAAUUUUACAAAAUUCAACAGCACAUUAUAUAAUCUACGCUGUUGACGAAAUCAUUUGGCUGAGACCAGUAAAUUUUAGUUACGUCUCCUGUCAGCUUCAUGCUGCCGAAGGGAAAAUUGCUAGCGCACAACUGAGACUAGGAGAAAAUAUAAGACCUACCAGGUAUUUGGAAGAGCGAGAUAAAUACAAAGAGCAAAUUUUUCCAGUAAAAUAUGACUCAGAGAUUCUUCUGAUGUACCCAUUCACUCUGCCUUAUGAUAACGGUUAUGUGAUUCAUGUUGAUGGUAUCAUGAUGGCAAGGCUGCAGUUAUUAGAAGAUGGCGAAACAUAUUUGACUUUAUUAAGAAAUCCCAUGGAAUUAGAAAAUACUUGGUUAUGGAAGAAAUUAUCACAACGUUGCCGUCAGUGGCAUCUUUCUUACAAAACAUCUAGACUGGUCAACAAUGUACUAAGUGAUGGUCGUAUUCUUGACCAGGAUAAACCAUCAGAAAAAAGUGAAAGACUCUUAAAAAUAUUUUUGGACGAUGGAAAGCGUGUCGAUGUUAAUAAAACUCGGCAACAGCUACUACGUCAUACUGCUACUCAUACGGUUCACCAAGUCGAUUACAUUAGUAAUUCUUGUUCAAAUAACAGUGAUUAA
Messenger RNA from Trichoplax adhaerens, 3162 nucleotides. RefSeq lists its product as uncharacterized. The coding region runs from base 1 to 3162 and encodes 1053 amino acids. NCBI's taxonomy places the organism in Eukaryota, Metazoa, Placozoa, Uniplacotomia, Trichoplacea, Trichoplacidae. Gene Ontology annotation, biological process: protein O-linked glycosylation via mannose. Gene Ontology annotation, molecular function: glucuronosyltransferase activity; xylosyltransferase activity. The record is from RefSeq and is a predicted model, not a curated record. The transcript has 22 exons.